AUGAAGCUCAACCCCAAGCAACUUACAACCUUUCUGGCCGCCAACUCAACUGGCGUUGGUGUUCUGGUAUGCCCCGGCGGUGGCUAUAGUGUGAUGUCUAUUAGUUACGAAGGAUUUGGUCCGGCAGAGUACCUCAACACGCUUGGCAUCGAUGCAUGGGUUCUUAAUUACACCACUGCCAGCAUCAAGACCCCGCCACUAUAUCCUACGCCCAUGGACGAAGCUCUUGCAGCGGUAGAGCUCAUUCGAAAGCAGAGCCCUGGAACCAAGAAAUUGGGUGUCAUGGGCUUCUCAGCUGGCGGCCAUCUCGCGGGAACAACACUCACGACUCCGAAGGCAAAGCUCGACUUCGGUAUUCUGAGCUACCCGGUUAUUACCAUGGAGGACGACUACACCCACGAGAACUCACGCUAUAACUUGCUCGGAAACAACCCAACUCGCAAACAGAUUGAAAGCCUCUCCGUACAAAACCGAGUUUCGGACAAGACCCCACCGACGUUCCUCUUCCAUACUUCUAAUGACGAACUCGUCCCGGUUCAGAACACAUAUCUUUAUGCAAAUGCUAUGGCUAAGCAUGGUCGAAAGGUUCAGGUAGUGGUAUUGCCUGACGGAAAACACGGCAUUGGUCUGGGCGUUGAUGACCCUGUGCGAGACUGGAGACCGGAGCUGGAAAGGUUCCUCAAAUACUCGAUCUAG
This is a messenger RNA of Fusarium odoratissimum NRRL 54006, 696 nucleotides long. RefSeq lists its product as uncharacterized. Gene Ontology annotation, molecular function: serine-type peptidase activity. The transcript is spliced from 2 exons. Gene Ontology annotation, biological process: proteolysis. The record is from RefSeq and is a predicted model, not a curated record. NCBI's taxonomy places the organism in Eukaryota, Fungi, Ascomycota, Sordariomycetes, Hypocreales, Nectriaceae. The coding region runs from base 1 to 696 and encodes 231 amino acids.